AAUUGGAGUUGAAGAUGAAACGUGAGAAUUACUUAGUAAUGUUGGUGAAAGACAUUGUGGAAAUGGUGGUUAAAAAGGUUGUCUCGAACCUGAAAACAUUUCAAAGAAAACAGCGAAAACAUCGUGUUAGUGAUCAUAGUACAAAUACUAAGUGUAUGAAUAUAUGCCAUGUAGAAAUUGAAGAAAAGAGCCAUGAACGUCGAGAACAUAAUGAUGAAAAAACAGUGAAAAUAAAUAAACAACCAGUACAAGCAUCGCAUGUGGAUAUGGAUGGAACCGCUGGUGACUAUACAGAUUAUGAGAUCGUUGGAUGCAUUCUUGAUGUUAAGGUUACAGUUUGUGGUAUCGCAAGAUCUAGGUGUAAUAUUCAAUACAAAGGUGAUCAAUGUUAUUAUACUAUCGAAUCAGGUUAUAAAAAAGCAACGUUUAUGAUUUUUGAUGAAAAUGACUUAGAUAAAUAUGUGAUGGAUAAUGGUAGUAUGAUGAAGAAUGAUGAUCAAAGAGAGAACAAAUUUGUGGUUAUGUAUUGA
Molecule: messenger RNA, 530 nt
Organism: Racocetra persica
Lineage: Eukaryota; Fungi; Glomeromycota; Glomeromycetes; Diversisporales; Gigasporaceae
Source: the annotation of a GenBank genome assembly